This is a messenger RNA of Engraulis encrasicolus (European anchovy), 3191 nucleotides long. It is a transcript of the gene slc27a6, whose product is annotated as solute carrier family 27 member 6. Gene Ontology annotation, molecular function: long-chain fatty acid transmembrane transporter activity; long-chain fatty acid-CoA ligase activity. The record is from RefSeq and is a predicted model, not a curated record. The transcript has 10 exons. NCBI's taxonomy places the organism in Eukaryota, Metazoa, Chordata, Actinopteri, Clupeiformes, Engraulidae. The coding region runs from base 282 to 2153 and encodes 623 amino acids.
AUGGAAUACUCCUGUCACAUUCAAAACAAAGAAGGCAUGGUUUGUUGGACACACCCACUUUCGAGGGCGGUUGUACAACAAGAGUCACAUGACACGAUACAUAAGUAGUACGAAUGGCAAUCUGCUCCCUCACGGUCUUCUUUCAAGUCACAUUCAGUAGUGGAGUGUCAAACAACGGACGAUGUGAAAUACACGUCAAGAAGUUCAUGAAACGGUUUAGUCAUCUUGCGCGGUCAUCUUGAAAUAUUCGGAGGGUUUUUUGUUGGAGUCAAGCGGCAGUGAUGCUCUCUCCGGUGACAUGGGUGACAGCGCUGUUGGCGGGCAUCUUUUCGGUGCACGUUGCACAGAGACUUCGUUUUCCUUACUUUUGGAACGAUCUCUUCUUUUUGCUGAAAAUAAUACGAUAUGGCAUCCGCUUGGAAAUAUACAAACUGACCAAGAGAGUGGUGACUGUCAUCGACAGAUUCAUUGAACAAGCUGCAGAGAUUCCCAACAAGACCUUUCUUAUUUAUGAGGGGGCCAGUUUUACCUAUCAAGACAUCGAUAGGCGAAGCAACAAGGUGGCACAGGUGUUUGCCGAACAGGGAAACAUAAAGAAGGGAGACACCGUUGCCAUGUUAAUGAGCAACGAACCGGACUUCGUUUCUGUCUGGUUUGGACUGAGCAAACUUGGAUGUUCCGUGGCGUUCCUUAACAUAAACAUUAAGUCGAGAUCAGUGUUACAUUGUUUCAACUGUUGCGGUGCCAAAGUUCUGAUUGUUGGAGCAGAUCUGUUGGACACCCUUGAGGACAUCCUCCCCAACCUUCAGGAGGACAACAUCACAGUAUGGGCGAUGAAGAAGGAGACGUCUUACCCUGGCGUCCACACACUGGCGGACAAGCUGGAGGACGCCUCAGACAAGCCGGUGGCAGCCGAGCGCCGCGCCGUCUCCUCUCUCAAGUCGCCAAACCUCUACAUCUUCACCUCCGGAACCACUGGGCUCCCCAAGGCAGCCGUGAUCACUCACCUGCAGUCCCUGAAGGCAGCGGGGGGCUUCUGGGCGUACGGGGGCAACGCAGACGACGUCAUCUACACGCCCCUGCCCCUCUACCACAGCGCCGCCUCUCUGGUGGGCAUCGGGGGCACCAUUGAAAUGGGUGCCACGUGCGUACUGAAGAAGAAGUUCUCGGCCUCCCAGUUCUGGAGCGACUGCAGGAAGCACAACGUGACCAUCUUCCAGUACAUCGGGGAGCUCUGCCGAUACCUAUGCAACCAACCCAAGGGAGAGCAUGACAAGGAGCAUAAAGUGUACAUGGGCGUCGGUAACGGCCUGCGUCAGGAUGUGUGGCGCGAGUUCCACCGGCGCUUCGGCAAGAUCCGCAUGUGCGAGCUGUACGGCUCCACGGAGGGGAACCUCUGCUUCAUGAACCACGUCGGCAAGAUCGGCUCCGUCGGACGCUCCAACUUCUUCUACAAGAUCAUCUUCAAGUACGUCCUGGUGAAGUACGACAUGGUGAGAGAUGAACCCGUGAAGAACAAUCAGGGAUUCUGUGAAGCUGUCAACAGUGGUGAAACAGGGCUCCUCCUUUCCAAGAUAAACUCCCAGAGUCCGUUCUUUGGCUACGCGGGCAGCAAGCAGCUGACAGAGAAGAAGAUCCUGAGGAACGUGUUCGCGACGGGGGACGCCUACUUCAACACCGGGGACCUGAUGGCCGAGGACGACGAGGGAUUCAUCGCCUUCAAGGACCGAGUUGGGGACACCUUCAGGUGGAAAGGUGAAAAUGUGGCCACUACAGAGGUAACGGAGACCCUGGGCCAGGUGGACUUCAUCCAGGAGGCCAAUGUGUACGGGGUGGAGGUUCCAGGAAACGAGGGCCGGGCUGGCAUGGCGGCCAUCAUCUUAAGACCUGACUUCUCGUUCGAUGGGAAGAAGAUGUUUGACCACGCCGUGAGGGACCUGCCACCCUACGCUCGCCCGCUCUUUAUAAGAAUACAGGAAUCCAUGGAGAUGACUGGCACGUUCAAGCAACAGAAGUUUCAGCUGGUGGCGAGCGGCUUCAACCCAUCCGCCAUCGAAGAUCCCCUCUACUUCCUGGACUACGCGCAGAAAUGCUACGUGCCCUUGACCUCUGACGUCUACCAGUCCGUUGUGGAGGGCAAGUGCAAGCUAUAGCUUCGCACCGUGUCGUCGCUCUGUCCAUACAAUCCACAAAAACAAGAAUACGAACUACGGAGUGUGUAUGCAAGUGCAAGCUAUAGUAGCUUUGCACCGCAUCACUCCAUUAAAAAAAACAACAGACAAACAAGCAUGAAAACGAACGAAUGAACAAUCAGGACGGACGGACAGACGGACGGAUGCAAACAGCUGCGAUAUCAGACGAUAAGAUGGUGGCUGGCCACGGCACAGACGGAGGAGAGAAGCCUUUUGUGGGGCUGCCAGGCGCAUUUUGUCACGUUGUAUAUUUCAUGGGGAGCCAAAAGCGAGCAGCCUUUUGAGUUAAAUCCCAUUUGUGAAUAAUGAAUGGCACCGUUUCUAUUGUGUGUGUGUGUGUGUGUGCGCGAGCGCGCGUGUGUGUGUGUGUGUGCGCACGUGCGUGUGCGUGUGUGUGUGUGCACGUUUGUGUGUUUGUGUGUGUGUAGUGUGUGUAGUGUGUGUCUUUGCCUCAGCCUGGGCCGGAAUCACUCAAUAAUGAAUUAGCAACAGUAAGAGGGUUGCAGUGACUUGCUCUGACCUUCCAGCCAAACUGGCAAGAGAUGAGAGAUGUGCGUUAGGCUAAAGGUUGGACCGUGCAGUGUGUGUGUGUGUGUGCGUGUGUGUGCGUGUGUGUGCGUGUGUGUGCGUGUGUGUGCGUGUGUGUGCGUGUGUGUGUGUGUGUGUGUGUGUGUGUGUGUGUGUGUGUGUGUGUGUGUGUGUGUGUGUGUGUGUGUGUGUGUGUGUGUGUGUGUGUGUGUGUGUGUGUGUGUGUGUGUGUGUGUGCGUGCGUGUGCAUGUGUGUGUGUGUGUUCAUGUCUGUCUGUCUGUCUGUAUCUCCUCUGCCUAUUCCACACACUAUCACUGUGUCCUCCUCACAUUACAUCCCUGCCUGUUCUAGCUGCUAUGACAAUAUCUGAUUAUGUAAAAUGUAACAAUACCAUAAAAAUAUCAUCAUCAAGAACAAAAAAUAAUACACUUUGCUAAAGUAUUGAGUAGGCUAUACAGUACCCUAUACAA